Molecule: messenger RNA, 690 nt
Organism: Eptesicus fuscus (big brown bat)
Lineage: Eukaryota; Metazoa; Chordata; Mammalia; Chiroptera; Vespertilionidae
Gene: SPMIP2
Product: chromosome 6 C4orf45 homolog
Exons: 4
Coding region: 102-650 (182 amino acids)
Source: RefSeq, a predicted model, not a curated record
GAGUAAAGACCACAGAGUCUUUGAGUCUUGCUGGUGCAGAUAAACUGGUCUGAGGAAGCCGAGGAACCAAAUCCAGUGGCACAGUUCAGGCCUUGGCCAUAAUGUCUAUUGCGUAUCGAGAGCCCAUCUCUGCCACAGUGGGAAAACGCAUGAUUUUUACAGGCCCAGAUUAUAAAAAGGAUUAUCUACCUAGACUUCAGCAGCACACCUCAUACGUAGGAGAAUUGCGUCCGGCGUUAGAGAAAUCUGGAGACCUCGGCUACUUGUGGAGGCCGGCCUCAUGCGGCAGCUUGCCAGCCAAAUACAAGCACAUGUAUGUUGGUGAAGUCGGCUGGGGAAUACCAGAGCAUGAUUUUAUCAACAAAACGAGGCGCGAGAGUGGCUUUCACAUCAAGCAUAAAGAACAAAGACGAGCUGCUAGUGAAGCAAUAAGCCACAGAUACCAAAACCCAUGGCAACCCAAACCUUCUAUUAUGGACGUGCUAGGAAAAUUCAGCCGGGGUCAGUUCGCCUGGAAUAUGGGUGAUUUUGAGAACACCGACCGGAGAGAUUCCAGAGGGGCCACCCUCGUCAGACAGGCCAAGGCAGCACUGCCUGGAGCCUCCAGACCACCGAAGCCGCCCACGCCGUCGAAAGAGGAGGAGGUAUGAGCAUUUGCUUUUAUGACGCAUCAUAGAAGACAUCAGGCUC